Molecule: messenger RNA, 2355 nt
Organism: Hyla sarda
Lineage: Eukaryota; Metazoa; Chordata; Amphibia; Anura; Hylidae
Product: glutamine amidotransferase-like class 1 domain-containing protein 3, mitochondrial
Exons: 4
Coding region: 1567-2241 (224 amino acids)
Source: RefSeq, a predicted model, not a curated record
UGCUACUACUUUUUAAGAUUUGCUUAGGAAAGCAGGAUCUGUUUUUGUGUGUCCAGUGACUGUCUAUAAAAAAGAUCUUAGAAUUUAGUUUCCACUCUCUCUGGGAGCUCAUGGAACGCUGCAACUUUGAGGUGGAGCUUGGAGAGUGGUAAAUCUGAUGAAAAAUAGUAUACACCAGUUAAACAGGGGUUAUAUAGUGCGACUCUUCACAGAAAUACACAUAACUCUUAAAAAAAAUAUCCGAAAUGAUGAGUGCCACUAAGAUUCUCAGUGGUAUCAUCUAAGAAGAAAUUUAUAAUUUAAAACAAUUGUAUUGAGAUAUAGACCUUUUCCAAACUGAAGCUAUAGCGUUUAAUAAGUUAUAUUGUACUCGUAUGUUGUUCGGUCACUGUUUGUUAUAGAUUUCCUCAUUGACCAGAGUCAUUAACGUAAGCAAUCCUAGGAACAUUCCAUAAAACUCAGUGAAAAUAAAAGAAAACCACAUUUGUAUACGUUCACCAUUCUGCAUUAGGUUAAGGGGUGGCUUAUUCCUGCUUGGCCAUAGCUUGGCUAAGUAUGAAUGUAGACUGUCUAAUUCAUCUGAGCUCCCAAAAUGCACUUCUCUUUGGAAGCAGGGCUCGUGCAGAAUUAUACCUCAUCUUUAAAAUCAGGAUUGAACAUGAGGCCUUUAAAGGAAUACUCCAGUUUAGGAAAAUGUAUCCCCAAUCCAAAGGAUCGGGAAUGAGUGUCUAAUCACGGGAGGCUCUCCUCGUGCACAGAGCGGGGGUCAACACACGCCUUCCAUUCACCUCUAUGGGAGAGCCGAAGAUACACCAGCGCUGUACUUAUGUAGCUCUGGCUAUUCCAUAGAGAUGCAUAGAGGGCCUGUGCUAUGCUGUCAGAUCCGAUGUCCCAGUGGCAUUCGGAUUAACCACAUGCACUACAUACCAGUCGGGGGGAUAAAUGGCCGGCGCAUGUACUUACCCCCGGCUCCUAGUUGAAGGUUCACGAAACAUAUGUUUAGGCGGCAGUGAGGUACAGCAGUCCUUACAUGUACAUGAUGGUGGGGCUACAAUAGUGCUGUUAAGUAGGUUAGUGCUCCCCAUUUCUUGGGGGUUGUUGAUUUUUGUGGCUGGUGUUUUCAUGGGUGAGGUUCCCUUGUAUGGCAUUUUUCAAUAAAGUUUUAGUAUUUUGAUAUAUGGGAGAGUGUCAGUUUUUGUAUGUUCUAUCAAGUCCCAAGUUCUGACUACAAAGAAAAGCUAAUAUUGAGAGGUUAAUGCAGAAGACCUUAUACAUACCAAGAAGCUAUGAUCACCUAAUUAUAUGAUCAUCAGAAUACAGCAGAAUUGUGUUAGUCUUCUCUUUACUGUCUGACUCCUUCAUCUUGGGAAUUUCCCCGCCUUUAAUUAGGUGAAUGAUUACAGUGGAAGUGCUGUAGUUACUUCCUCCUCAGGAAGACAAAGAGCAUACAGCUUCUCUCUGUGUAUAAAAGUACAGUCAGCACUGUGCUCUGCAGUCUUCACCUUUCUCACCAUCUAACACUUUGUCAACUUUUCUGUCUGAGCUCUAUCGUGACUUGGACUCAACAUGACUAAAAAGGUGGCAGUGAUCCUCUCAGGCUGUGGGGUGUAUGAUGGCAGUGAAAUCCAUGAGUCCUCUGCAGUAUUUGUUCACCUGAGCAGAGAUGGGGCACAGUAUGUGGUGUUUGCACCCAACAUAGACCAGAUGCAUGUGGUAGACCAUAUAAAAGGACAGCCCUCUGAGGAAAAAAGGAAUGUGCUUACAGAGAGCGCUCGCAUUGCAAGAGGAAACAUUAAAGACCUUAAAGAUCUAAAAGUCAGUGAAUUUGAUGCAAUCAUCAUACCAGGAGGUUUUGGAGUUGCUAAAAAUCUUUCUACUUGGGCAACUCAAGGGAAAGACUGCUCAGUAAUAAAACCCAUUGAAGACACUAUAAAAGGGUUUCAUGCUGCCAAGAAGCCCAUUGGCCUGUGUUGUAUCUCACCUGUGUUAGCUGCAAAACUUCUACCUGGAUGUGAAGUCACUGUUGGCUCUGAUACGGAGUGUGAAAAGUGGCCAUAUGCAGGAACAGCAGGAGCAAUUCAACAGCUGGGCUGUAAACAUGUUAACAAACAGGUCAAUGAAGUUCACAUAGAUGCGAAAAAUAAAAUAGUAACAACCUGCGCCUUUAUGUGUAACAGCCCAAUACAUGAAAUAUUUGAUGGUAUUGGUGAAAUGGUUAAAGCUGUGCUUAAGCUGAGUUAAAAAAAAAAUCUCUCCAGAAUACCGGCAGUAUUUUUCAUGCAAAUAAAUAAUCAACAUAUUCAGUAAAAUAAACCCUUGUAUUAUUUGUCCCCCGAAAUAAAAAAUCACUUUAAA